AUGCGUGGAGAGCUCUUUGACAAGUCUCGCGAUACUUCGGUCACCGCUGUGCUCAGCUCGAUAUGUAGCUNNNNAAUGUUGGUCGGAGGUGACGUGUUGAAUGCUCUCCUGGCUGCACAACAAAAGGAUGGUGGAGGAAGUCAGUCGAAAACACAUGUCCCUUAUCGUAAUUCCAAGCUCACCCUCAUGCUCAAGGAUUCGCUUGGUGGCAGCGCCAAAGUACUCAUGAUAGCACACGUAUCGCCUUGCAUCACAGAUGUCUCACAGACUUUGUCAACACUGAAGUUUGCAUCGAGAGCGCGGAUGGUUGAGCUCGGCCCGGCCAACCGGAGUCACUCAGCCGAUAAGCAAACCAGAACGUCUGGCCCUUCAUCCAAAUACAACCCCCAUACGGUCAAGACUGGCAUCGCAUGA
Messenger RNA from Perkinsus marinus ATCC 50983, 414 nucleotides. RefSeq names its product kinesin heavy chain, putative. The record is from RefSeq and is a predicted model, not a curated record. Gene Ontology annotation, molecular function: microtubule motor activity; microtubule binding; ATP binding. Lineage: Eukaryota; Perkinsozoa; Perkinsida; Perkinsidae. Bases 1 to 414 code for a protein of 137 amino acids. The transcript is spliced from 6 exons. Gene Ontology annotation, biological process: microtubule-based movement.